Limulus polyphemus (Atlantic horseshoe crab) is the source of this 3503-nucleotide messenger RNA. Its product is annotated as mucin-17-like. The transcript is spliced from 2 exons. The annotation marks the transcript as partial. The record is from RefSeq and is a predicted model, not a curated record. Lineage: Eukaryota; Metazoa; Arthropoda; Merostomata; Xiphosura; Limulidae. Gene Ontology annotation, cellular component: extracellular region. Gene Ontology annotation, molecular function: chitin binding.
UUCGACCUGUGGAGCUGGAUUCUCGUUUGAAGUAUAACACGCAGUUUUUUUGUUCAAAAAGUGGAUUUUUUCGCGAUCCGUUAAAUUGUAACAAGUUUUAUCGUUGUGUGGACUUUAACGGAGAUGGCUUACGAUUUGCGGUGUUUAAGUUUGACUGUCCAAAGGGGCUUGUUUUUGAUGAAGAGGAAAAACUAUGCAAUUGGCCAUCUGCUGCUCCGCCCUGUCAAGAUGUGAGAAUACAGGACGAAUAUCCAAUUGAAGAAGACACUUCUGAUGAAAGAAACGCUAAACCACAACCAAUUCCAGUACCUGACGGUGGCGACUCACCUGUAAGCGAUAGUGAUCCCACGCAAGAGGGCGCUUCAUCUCCUAGUGACAGUGAUCCAAUACAAGAUGGCGACUCACCUGUAAGCGAUAGUGAUCCCACGCAAGAGGGCGCUUCAUCUCCAAGUGGCAGUGAUCCAAUACAAGGUGGCGAUCCAUCUAUAAGUGGCGGUGAUUCCACGCAAGAGGGCACCUCAACUGGUGACGAUGGCGACACAAUACAAGACGGCCUCUCAUCUCCAGAUGGUGGAAAUUCCACUAAAGAUGCUAUUAAUAUUGUUUGUUUUAAAACAGGUUAUUUUCGACACCCUACAAAUUGCAGUAAGUUUUAUAGGUGCGUCAAUACUUCCCUGGAAGAAACAUCUUACUAUAUUUAUAUAUUUGAGUGUCCCAAAGAUCUGUGGUUUGAUGAGACUAUUGAGUCUUGUAAUUGGAAAUCAUCUUCUCCUUCCUGUAACAGUGAAGCCUCUUCAGAGAGUCAGCAAAAUGGGGAUUCAAUUCUAGAUUCAACAGUUCCUGAAAAACCUGAAGCAGGGGCAGCCUCUUACAGUUACAUCCUCAAACAUGCUGAUAAAAAUAACGAGCAUAGUGGAAUAAUCCUGUCACCCAAAAGUCCAGAUGUGUCAGAACUAGUCUGUACACAUGAAGGUUUCUUUCGCCAUCCCACAGAUUGUGGAAAAUUUUAUGGAUGUGCAGAUUUAACAGGUUCAAAUAUGACUUUUAAUGUAUUUCAGUACGAUUGUCCUGAUGGUUUCGUUUUUGACCAAACUACAUGCUUCUGUAAACUACCACAAUUUGCACCACCCUGUACAAGCAGUGCAUCUGAAAACGCUACAAUUACAGACGAAUCUCAACCGUUUCCACCUUCUGAGCAAGGCUCUAGGUUUGUAAUAUACCAGUUUGAAUGUGUAGAUGAACUUGUAUUUGACGAAACUAUUAAGUCUUGUAACUGGCCACAUAAAGCACCACCUUGUAAUGACCCCUCUUCUUCCAAAAUAUCUCCAGAUUCAUCAGGACAAAAAAUUCCUGUUUCAGAAGGUGAGAAACAACCACAAGGUCCAGGACAAAGAAAUCAAACAAGCAUUAAUGAAUCAUCAAAAGAUCAGGAUUCAAGCAAAAAAGAUAAUAUUGAAGCUACUGAUAGAAAUGAUAUCAGUGGCGAUUAUGGUCAUUCAACUGAAGACAAAAGUGGACAAAAGGAAUCAGGACAGUCGGAAAAUGGCUCUACUGUUCCAGUAGAAUCUAAUAAGAUCUCUGAUUCUGAGACUUCUGGUCCAGAUGGUGUCACAUCAUCUUCACAAGAAAUUAAUAAUAAUCAACUAGUCUGCUCAAAACCUGGAGUUUUCCGUCAUCCAGAAAAUUGCAGCAAAUUUUACAUGUGUCAUAAUUUGACUGAUGCUGAAGAGCCUUUUGCCAUUUAUAUAUUUGACUGUCCUAAUGAUCUUGUCUUUGAUGAAAAUAUCAACAGUUGUAACGAUCCAAAUCAGACUCUCCCAUGUAAUAAUGAGUCAGGUGUCUCAACUGCUGAAGAUGUAACUGAUUCUACAAGUUCUUAUGAAACUACACCAUCAGCAGAUCAAGUAACAUCUGGUGUGGGAAAUUCAUCACAAACAAUAACUGACUCGCAACCUGGAGCUACCGAUGCUCAACAAGGAGAGAUGGACACAAAACCUGGAGCAGAAGAAUCCCUACAAGAAGAAACAGAUUCACAGUCUGAAGGAGAAGAGUCCCCAUCACAAAAAGAAGAUUCAGUGCAGAAUAAAGAAGAUGAGCAUUUAGCUGGAGAAUCUGUAGGCUCUGAACAAACAUCAGAGAUUACCACUCAAGCCUCAAAAUGUAAAGAAGUGGGUUUUUUUCGGAAUCCCAAUAAUUGCAAUCGAUUUUAUAGAUGUGUAAAACAAGGUGCAAGAUUGAUAAAAUAUGAUUUUAAUUGUCCAGAUCGCCUUGUUUUUGAUGAAAUUCACAGUGUCUGUACUUGGGCUAGUCAAACUUCCCCUUGUUCUUCACCUAGAAAUGAAUCGCUUUCAGGAGGAUCUACAUCAGAAAGUGGAUCACCUACAGGAGAUGCUUCAACUGAAGAUGGAUCAUCUACAGGAGAUGCUUCAACGGAAGGUGGAUCAUCUAUAGAAGGUGCUUCAACAGAAAGUGAAUCAUCGACAGAAGGCCCUUCAACAGAAAGUGGAUCACCUACAGGAGAUGCUUCAACUGAAGAUGGAUCAUCUACAGGGGAUGCUUCAACUGAAAAUGGAUCAUCUACAGGAGAUCCUUCAACAGAAAAUGGAUCAUCUACAGAAGGUGCUUCAGCAGAAAGUGGCACACUCUUAGGAGGAGAUACUUCAUCUGGAGGCACUACAGUUGAAAGUGAGGACGAGACCUUAGGUUCAACAACUACUUUAUCAUCUUCAGGUCCUCCUGAAGAAAACACAGAAUCAUCUUUGCCAGAGACUGGUGGUACUCCUUCUCGAGAAGGUAAUGCCCUUUGUCCGAAAGCAGGAUUUUUCCGAAAUCCUCGUGAUUGUCAUAAAUUUUAUAGAUGCGUAGACUUUGAGGGAAACAGUGAAAGUUUCGUUAUAUUUGAGUUCAAUUGUCCAGAUGGCCUUGUGUUUGAUGAAAGUAUUAGUGUUUGUAAUUGGCCAGAUCAGGCUCCUCCCUGCGGUGUCUGCCCUCCCGUCGAUGGUGCAGAAAAUAGUACUAAUGGCACACUGACCGAAGAAACAACAUUACCUAUGAGUACAACAACAGAAAAUAGUACUAAUGGCACACUGACCGAAGAAACAACAUUACCUAUGAGUACAACAACAGAAAAUAGUACUAAUGGCACACUGACCGAAGAAACAACAUUACCUAUGAGCACAACAACAGAAUUAACCCAAACUACAACCAGAAAUACCAUAACCGUGGAUGUUGGAAGUUUAUACGACUGUCAAGUUUCAGGUAAUUUCCCAUUUGAAUCUGAUUGUAUAAGGUUCUACAGGUGCGUAGAAAGAGAAUCUGGACUCAUCGGUUUACUUUAUCGUUGUCCAGAUGGUUACAUUUACGAUGAGAAAGUAGCGCUUUGUCGAAGAAAACCUACAUCUUUUAUUUGCGGUAAAGAUUCUCCCAAUUCACUUAUUUUCCGUGCUGACCCAUUCAUUUUAGAUAAUGCCAUCCUUGCUACUUCUGAGUUUUUACUUGACUAA